UCAUAUUUAGCGCUCUCCAGGUUAGAGUUUGUUGUUUGUUUCCCUGUCGUCGGGAGUGUGAGGGGAGCGCCGGCGAGGAGAGAACGUGUCGGCCGGAGAGUUCGCCGGAGUGAGUGAAGCGAUGUCGAUUGCGUUGGAGUUAGGUGCGGGGAUUGGGAGCGCGGGAUUCAUCGGUGGAAUUGGAUGCGUCCCGAUCUAUGACUCGCCGGAGGUCGAGAAGGAUCGGCCUCUGUCGCCGGAGUCCCCUUCUUCUACCUCUUCGGCGUCAUCUUCGAUCGGGAAAGAUAGUGAUGAAGUGGGUGGGGAAUUGGAGGACGAUGAGGGUGCAGGGGCGGGGGAGGUGCAGAGCGCUUACAAGGGUAUGUUGAAUGGGAUGGAAUCUAUGGUGGAAUCACUGCCGAUCAGGCGUGGCAUUUCCAACUUCUAUGCAGGCAAGGCCAAGUCUUUCGCCAGCCUCUCCGAUGCCACCGCCUCCUGCGCUUCAGCCAAGGACAUGGCCAAGGCCGAGAAUGCUUAUUCUCGUCGGCGAACAAAUCUCCUUGCGUCGAAGAUCUUCUGCGAGAAACAACGCAGCAAUCUGUUGAGGAGUCCCGUGGGCGGCAUAGCUAAAAGACCAGGAUCUCACAGGCGAAACCCGCUGGCCCUUGCAGCCGCCAUGAACAGCUCUCCAAGAAGCAAUAAUUCCGUGGAAUAUGGAGAUUUGCGGCCGCCGGGCAAAUCUGCAGUUGUUCCUGAAGAUUCAGUGGAGGCUUCUUCUCAGAUUUGCUCUUUGCCAAUGAGGUCGUUCUCGUUGGGUGAUCUACCGGUGUUGAAGAAUCCUGGUUCUUCGAUUGGACCGUGUGGGGAACUAUAAUGGAGGUUUUAUUGAUGAAGAUUUGUUGGAUAAAAAAUGCAUUUUUAGUAGAUGGAUGUGGGUAUAGUGGGAUGAUGGUGUAGUUUGCGUCUGGAGUUCAAUGGUAGGUCAUCACUUGUUGAGUGGGCCCCACUGUAAUACACUAGUAUUGUCCAGUGUCAAAAGCCUUGGGGCCCACUUAACACGUGACGCCCCACUAUUAGACUUUGAAUGCAUCUGGAGUCCGAAUGUAAUAGUUUUUCAUCAGGUUUUUUCAUAGAAUUAUUUACAUAACAUACCACAAUUACUAUAUAUUUAGGUGUUCAACACCAAGAUUUUAUUUUUUACAUGUAUACCGCCCACAUCUUUGACAUGUAACCGAUUUAAAUUUUAAAAAGUGA
Messenger RNA from Phalaenopsis equestris, 1233 nucleotides. RefSeq lists its product as uncharacterized. The coding region runs from base 122 to 853 and encodes 243 amino acids. The transcript is spliced from 2 exons. NCBI's taxonomy places the organism in Eukaryota, Viridiplantae, Streptophyta, Magnoliopsida, Asparagales, Orchidaceae. The record is from RefSeq and is a predicted model, not a curated record.